Molecule: messenger RNA, 3246 nt
Organism: Malus domestica (apple)
Lineage: Eukaryota; Viridiplantae; Streptophyta; Magnoliopsida; Rosales; Rosaceae
Product: probable aminotransferase ACS12
Biological process (GO): amino acid metabolic process; biosynthetic process
Molecular function (GO): pyridoxal phosphate binding; aromatic-amino-acid:2-oxoglutarate transaminase activity; L-aspartate:2-oxoglutarate transaminase activity
Source: RefSeq, a predicted model, not a curated record
AUGAGACUGAUUGUGCCACUCCAAGGCGUCGUCCAAGGCAGAGGCGGCCUCAUCCUCGGCUCUCUAAUCCCAUGUGCUCUCUAUUACUGCCUCCAGCUCUACCUAAAACGACGCCGACCCUCCAAACCCGAUCCACCUUCCCCCUCCCAGUCCUCCUCCAACCUGGCGGAGCUCCCCAGAACGCUGUCGCGGUCCAGCUUGUCCACCCGUGGGUCCAUGGGCCGGGUCCGGAUGUCCUCCCGGGCGAGCUGGGUUGCGAAGCCCAAUGACUCGCCGUACUAUAUCGGGUUGGAUAGGGCUUCGGAGGACCCGUACGAUAGGGUGGAUAAUCCGGAUGGGGUUAUUCAACUUGGAUUGUCCGAGAACAGGCUGUGUUUGGAUUUGAUUGAGAAAUGGGUUUCGGAGAAUCUGAUGAAAUCGAUGGUGGGAACGGACGGUGGUGAUUUGAGCAUAAUUGGGAUUGCAGCGUACCAGCCGUUUGAUGGAAUGACUGAGCUGAAAGUGGCUAUGGCGAGUUUCAUGUCUCAGAUCAUGGGAAGAUCAGUGUCAUUUGACCCAUCGCAAAUAGUGUUAACAUCUGGUGCAACCCCUGCAGUUGAGAUAUUAAGCUUCUGUUUAGCAGACCAUGGAAAUGCAUUUCUCGUUCCUACACCUUAUUAUCCCGGUUUUGACAGGGAUAUGAGAUGGCGAACAGGAGUGGAGCUGAUUCCCGUUCACUGUCGCAGCACUGACAACUUCACUUUGAAUAUAACUGUUCUCGAUCAAGCAUACAGUCAAGCUAGAAAACGAGGAGUAAAAGUGCAGGGAGUUCUCAUAUCUAACCCUUCAAAUCCUGUGGGUAAUUUGCUUUCAAGGGAAAUGCUGUGCAGUCUUCUAGACUUUGCCCAAGAGAAGAACAUCCAUAUCAUCUCUGAUGAAAUAUUUGCCGGGUCUAUGUAUGGAAGUGAGGAGUUCGUGAGCAUGGCAGAAAUUGUUGACUCAGAAGAUUUUGAGAAGAGCAGGGUUCACAUAAUAUAUGGUCUAUCGAAAGACUUAUCUAUUCCGGGAUUCAGGGUUGGGGUUUUAUAUUCAUAUAAUGAGAGUGUGUUGGCAGCAGCUAAAAAGUUAACAAGAUUUUCUCCCAUUUCUUCUCUGACCCAGCGGCUUAUUAUUUCAAUGCUCUCAGAUACAAGAUUCAUUCAGGAAUACCUACAGAUCAACAAAAAGCGGAUAAAAGAUUUGUACGAUUUAUUUGUGGCUGGUUUACAACAAUUAGGAAUCAAGUGUGCAAAGAGCAGUGCUGGUUUAUACUGUUGGGCUGAUAUGAGUGGAUUAAUUCGCUCUUAUGGUGAGAAGGGGGAACUCGAGUUAUGGGAUAAGCUGUUGAACAUUGCCAAGAUCAAUGUGACUCCUGGUUCAGCCUGCCAUUGCAUAGAACCAGGAUGGUUCAGAUGUUGUUUUACUACUUUGACUCCAGAGGAUGUUCCUGUAGUUAUAGACCGGAUCCAGAAAGUUACUGAAACAAUUAAGUCUUCUAGUUAGUUGAAGUUUUUUAUUCAAAUUUGUUGCUUUAAAGCUCUUUGGGUGCUUUUGGCGUUGUUCUAUAAGUAGAAGCUGAUAUAACUCUGGUAGAGGGGUAUGUUGUGGAUAAUCACAGAUUUGAUAUUGAAGUUACACACACAUUCAAGCGUAGCGCGCUUGAGGUAUUUGCAUAAUACGAAAUUUGGUACAUACUGGACAGCUAUAUACUCAAGCCAAAAGUGAAAAUUAAAAUCAUCUGGAGGACUGACUGCAAGCUGCAUAGCUCGCGUAAACUCUAAGCGGUGUUUUUCUUCACAUCAGUUUAAGUGUCGGCAAGUUCCUCCUCUUGCUGUAGAGCCCUUCUAUCACCUUGAUUCCAGUUCCAAAGAUACCGCAUCCAAAACCUUUAUUCUUCAUGAGCUCCUGUCAUUGAUGCAUUCAGGAAAGAGUAACAGUUUAUGAAAUCUUGGUGCUGUCAAAGGGAAUGACCUACAGUUGAUAUGUAGAAUUCUCUUUCGUUUUCUGAAUCUAUAUGAAACUAGUAUUUGGUACAGCCAUGUUUGUUCCAGAGUAGCUUAGAAACCAAAUAAACUUUGAAAACAACAGCGAACGUAAGAGUAAGAACAGAAGUUUACCAUUGAGAGAUUAUGUUUUCUCAUUUGAACAGCUUUCCUCCUGCAAUUACUCCUUCGACUCAUCAUUAUCAGCUCUCCAAGUGUUCUCGGCCUCCUAAAAAUGGCACUGCCAUUACUUUCGCGAUCAAAAUAUGUACCCUUUGCUUCUGUUGGUGCAAGAGCGGUUUUGUCUGAUUGCCCAGUUAUUUCAAGGAAUCCAGCAUUGGCAGGAAUCAGUGGAAAGAGGCAUUCCAAAAACGAAGCCCCCACCAGGCUUGAAGCUCCAGUUGCAUAGCUGCUAGUACUGCUGCCUGAAUCUGAUGCCAGUGAGGAAGGCGUCUCAGGCCAAUCACUCUUCUCUUCUGUUAGUGUGGUGACUCUGGUUUCAUGUGCUGGAAUAGCAGUAGAAAGUGCCACGCAGGGAACAAGACAGUUUGCGAGCAGAGAAGGAGCUGAGCGAAAUGAAUCAUCUGUUUCAAAAUCAAAUGCUUCAAACUCCAAUAGAAGCAUACUUUCUUCUCCACCGCCAUUGCAAUCUUCAUGCUCACCAUCAUGAUCAUGUUGGUGAGAGGCAGAGCUUGUUGGAGGUGACGGGUAAGUGAGAAGCAUCAGCGGCUGUAGAGGAGGUACUGAUUCCAUUGUUGGUUCUGAGAAAGAUGGUAGCGGUGUUCCUGGCUUUUCUUCCCACUCAAACGGGACAGAGGCUAUAAACUUGACUGGAGGGGGCGGAAAUGAACAACUCGAAGAAAACUCUGGUUUCCAGUCUUUUUUGGCAAUUCCCGGCCUUUCUUCCCAUAGAAAUGGAACUGAAGGUGGCUCUCUUACCUGCUUCUUGUAAGAGUUUGCCAUCAGACUCAGUUGCUUGUCUACCGAUUUCGGGUGUUGCAGUGCAUGUUUUAUACCAAGGGGUUUAAGGAUUGAAGCUGGUGGGUUAGAAAUUUGCAACUAACAUUUUUCAAGCUAACUGUACCAUCUUCGAGUAGAUUAGGCACACCUGCUCUGUGUUUGUAUUAUAUUUUUCUACUUGAUUUCAACUCGUUUAAAUCUCGGAAAAUGGGUACACGUCAUCGACCACUUGUGUUUACUGUAUUCAUUCAGAGCUUAUUAGUAAUUGAUGGAUUAGUUCACUUGA